GCCAUCGUCGCUGAGCUCUCGGCAGAGCUAUAGCUCGCUGUCGAGCGACCAAUGCUAGACAACUUGUGAGGGGACAGGCCGUUCUGAGCAGCGCCAUCGUCGUCGCUCGUCUGCCUCUGCCGAUUUGCGCGCGUCGUCGUCGUCGUCGUCGUCGAAGCCAUAAGCAGCCAGACUGGCUCAGCUGCGAGUCGACGACACCCGGAUCGGUCAACAUGUCGGAGCCUCACUACCUCGGCGUGACGAGGCCAGUCACGACAGACCCGCCCAAGCCUCACUCGUUGCGCAUGACAGAGUCAUUGAUGGCAGAGAUGCGAGCACGCAAUCUCUUUGAGACUGACGCAGGCGAGCGAAGAAGAGAAAGCGUCUUGGGCAGGCUGGAUGGCAUGGUCAAAGAGUUUGUGAGAAGAGCAUGCCAGCUCAGAGGGCGGAGUCAGUCAGAGAUCGACGAGGCAGGCGGCAAGAUCUUCACCUUUGGCUCCUACAGGCUCGGCGUACACGGUCCAGGCGCGGAUAUCGACACCCUCUGUGUCGUGCCCGUCUACGUCGAGCGGGCAGACUUCUUCACCAUCUUCCUCGACAUGCUCCGCGAGAGAGACGACGUUCGAGAUAUCACCGACAUCCCGGAAGCUUACGUUCCCCUCAUCAAGGUCAAAUUCACCAAUGUCGAGAUCGAUCUCACCUUUGCUCGCAUCAACCGACCCACCGUGCCCGACGAUCUCGAGCUCGGCGACGAUAACCUGCUCAAGCAGCUCGACGAACGCGAUGUCCGCUCUCUGAACGGCUCGCGCGUCACAGAUCAGAUCCUCCGCCUCGUCCCCAACAUUCCCGUCUUUCGCGACUCGCUGCGCGCGAUCAAGUACUGGGCCAAACGUCGAGCUGUAUACGCCAACGUCGUCGGCUUCCCGGGUGGGGUCUCGUGGGCGAUGCUUGUCGCAAGAAUAUGUCAGCUCUACCCGAACGAAUGCCCCGGCGGUAUCCUGAGCCGAUUCUUCCACAUCUUUCUGCUUUGGCAAUGGCCAGAGCCAGUAUUGCUCACGCCGUUAAAGCAAGGUCCCCUCAACGUGCGCGUCUGGAAUCCACACGUGAAUUCUGCAGAUCGCAUGCACAAGAUGCCUGUCAUCACGCCCGCAUAUCCCUCGAUGUGCUCGACCCACAACAUCUCGCACAGCAGCAUGGCCGUCAUCAAAGCAGAAUGGGAGCGAGGCGAGAAUAUUGUCAAUCGUAUUGCGGUGGGUCAGACUACAUGGGCAGAGCUCUUUGAGCCUACAGACUUUUUCUACAAGUAUCGCUAUUACCUUCAGAUCACAGCAUCAUCACAAGAUAUGGACAAUCAGCUCAAGUGGUCCGGCACGGUCGAAUCGAAGCUACGAACGCUCGGCGCGAACCUCGAGGGCGCAGAAGGCGUUACUUUGGCUCACAUCUAUGUAGAUGAGUUUGAAAAGACCUACUCUUGCAAGACAGAGGAAGAAGUCAAGCUCGUUGCGUCCGGCGCGUCUACACCAGAGAUAAGUGCUCGCACAGAAGACGACAUCAAGGAUGUCGAAGGCGCGGUCAAGCUACAUACUUCCAAUUUCUACAUCGGCCUGUCCAUCGAUCUAGGGCCCAAAGGGUCAGGAAGCAAGAAACUGGAUCUAUCCUACCCGACUUGCGAAUUCACCAAGCUCGUCAAGCGUUGGGAGAAAUACACGCCAGAGAUGGGCAUCACCGUGCGCUACAUGAAGAACAUCGCCUUGCCGGACUUUGUGUUUGGUGAUCGACCUCGACCUGCUCCUGCGAAAGCGGCCGGUAAAGGCGCAAAGCGUGACAAGAACGGAAUGCUAGCAGCAAGUCCAGAUUCGGCCGCACCCGCUCCUGCGAAUCAAGUCAUCGACAAACCCUCGAAGAAGCUCAGGCCCACAGAAGCAUUCGUGCCAGAGACCGCGCUGCCUCCUGGCUCCGCUACCCCGCUCACCGAGAUCUCGACGAACGGUGAUCAUCCUGCCCCACCUGGCUCAGUAAAAGCUCUCACGCCUCCUGCAGCUUCCUCCGGUCAGAUGUUGUUUGCUGACGCCGUGAAGAGCAGUCGAUGACUGCGCUUUCAGGGUGUAAUCUGACUCGUCCUGCACAGUCUAUUUCACCGCAAGUGUAUGCUUGUAACACCAAAAUGCAGACUGACGUUGAUGGUGACAAC
Molecule: messenger RNA, 2170 nt
Organism: Mixia osmundae IAM 14324
Lineage: Eukaryota; Fungi; Basidiomycota; Mixiomycetes; Mixiales; Mixiaceae
Exons: 11
Coding region: 213-2069 (618 amino acids)
Cellular component (GO): nucleus
Molecular function (GO): RNA binding; poly(A) RNA polymerase activity
Source: RefSeq, a predicted model, not a curated record